Messenger RNA from Acromyrmex echinatior (Panamanian leafcutter ant), 7215 nucleotides. It is a transcript of the gene Elys, whose product is annotated as AT hook containing transcription factor 1 homolog. Lineage: Eukaryota; Metazoa; Arthropoda; Insecta; Hymenoptera; Formicidae. The record is from RefSeq and is a predicted model, not a curated record.
CGCAUUGUCGUUAGACGGAGGAAGAGAGAGCAGGAAAAUGAAUGAUAGAUAAUAUCAUUUUCGUACGUAAUACGAUUCCAAAUUACGCCGUCAUUGUAUUCUUCCGAUAAGUCACUUUCCAUUGCACCGUGCAAUUUCAUCUCUUAUGUAUGUAUAUGUCUCCCGGGUGAUUACGAGAACAAACGUGAGGUUUGGCGCCAACAUAACCUAACCUUAUUGCGAGCCUUGUAAAAACGAUUUUUAAAUGCGACUUUCACUGAUGAUAUUUCGGUAGCUGGCCUGAGAAAUGAAGGAGCUAGAGGAAGUCAACUGCGAGAUUCGCAGGAUCGUGAAUCUUCAAUUUCCUGUGUCAAAUUGGUUAAGAAAUUUAGAGUAUGGUCAGUCUGCGAAUUUUCAAGAGUACGACAACGUUAAUGAUUACCGUGGAGGAUUUCUGCAUAAUGCAACAUACGCAUGGCUGAGUUAUGGUUGCCACUUGGUAGUUUUUAAUGUAAAAAUAGGAGAGACCGUCAGCAGUUGGAUGUUUCGUGGUGUUGUAACAUCAGUUUCCCAAUUUCCUAUUCAACCUGGAGAAUUUCCAUUACUGCUGGUUGGAAUAGAUAAUUGUGCGAGCAGACUGAGAGAUUCUUCUGGUUUAUUAUGUAUAUUUGACUGUACUACAUCCCGUGUUUUGAGGGCUAUUCGUAUGCCAUGUGGGAUAGAACAAGUAUGUGUUGUGGCGGGUGGUGCCGAAUGGGAGGAAUUCAAUGAUAAAAGACCUGAUAACGUAUUAAAUGAAAUGGAUGGAAUGGCCUGUGUAGCUUUGCGUAAUCUUCAACAUAUCAUGAUUGAUCUUCGGAGAACUGUAUGGGAUAUGGAUGAUUUAUCUAUUAUUAUGGAUGAAACGUCACCGGCAGAGAUACAUUUUCCAUCGGUGAAACAAAUUAUUGAUAGACGUCAAUCCAUUCGAGAAAAACAUGCAGCUUACAAUUUGCUCAACAACCGUAUAGAAAAGCACAUUGGUUUUAACAGAGAAGAUUUCGAAGCAUCUCCUUUGCUCGGCGAAACUUUGACCACAGCAAUCGUUAGUUCUACAAAGAUUGGCUGUUUAAUCUCCGGCUGUUUAGGCAGAGUGAUAAUUUGGCAAAAUGAUGGUUCCAUAGGAUGGAUUAGUACACCCAUCGACGAGAAUAUGACAGUCACGCAUUUGGCUUUGUUGGAACCCACAGACGAUCCUAGACCUUUUUAUUAUUUGUGGGUAGUGUAUCAGGACGAAUUGUCAAAAGCACCACCAAUAUUGCGAAUGUACGCCAUGCUAUUUGAAAGGAAAUACUGUGACAGAGAGAUAAAUUUGUACUUUAAUUUAGAAGAUGAUCCCAAUUUGAAGUUUGAAUCGGAAUUGAACGAAGGAGACAAGGUUAUCAAUUUGUGCACUGUUGAGAGAGAAUCCAAUCCAGAACAGACCGACUCGGCCACUAGAAGAGGCGAGGAUAACUUACUGCUUAUCGCAACUAACGACAGAGUAUUUCUGUUUGACUUAAAUCAAUGGUACAAAGAGCAAAUGCCGCACACUAUUAGCGAGUGUCAGAAUCCAAAUAGUAUAUUGGCAACGUAUCGUAUACGAUCGGAUGUACAAAACGAGGAAGACACUCAGGUCAUAAAUUUCGCAUAUAUCCCACACAGUUUGCAAGAAUUCUCCAGCAGUGGUCCGAGUUCAUCGGAGGAAUUGUUCUAUCCCAAUUCCUUGUCACUCGAAUGGGUGGAGUUGAACUCAAUGAAAUUGACGUUCUGGAUGACUCGUGGUAUUCAGACCGAUUUAUUACGUGAAAUAGCUAUGACGGGUCCUAUCGUAUUGAUACAACCGUUUGAAACGUUUCAUAGAUGUCUUUCUGUUGGGUUAAUGCCGUUCAAUUCAGAAUUCUCAUUUGCCAGCGAUCAGAAUGCACAACGAGAGAUGUUGUUGUCCCUCUGCUUGGAGCAGCGAUGGUCCAGUUUUCUAAUAAAAUGCGCAAUAGAGUGGUCAGAUGGUAGUGCCUCUUACUUGUAUCCUACUUUCCUCAAGUGGGGCAUUCAGAGAGCUUCUACGAUAAAAAUGAUCGCGGAUCGACUCUGUAUUCCUUUGUUCGAUCAAUCAGGCAGCAGCAUUGGUGAAACUGACGUGAAAACUUUGCGGUUUUGUUCGCAGCAAUUGGAAUGUUUGUCCAAUGUAGUGGCUAAAUUGCCAUCCAUGGCGGUUGACUUGAUGAAGCAACGAAGGAUGUUGAAACGCGUGUCCUUAUAUUUUCAAGUACUCCUUUGGUUCUACGACGUGGGUCUGUUGCCCGAAAUGCAAGAUUUAGAAGAGGAGAAGCAAGCAGUAACGGCGGCAGAGACAGCGGAGCAAGAAGAAGGAGAAGAGGAGAAGAGUACGCUACCUAUCUCCUUAGCGCUAAGAGUGCCUUAUCCUUAUGCGAAGCUUUCGGUGCUUUAUAAAGAGAAACGAGCACAAUUGUUAAAAAACAAUGGCAGUAAUGGCGAAAACGAGGAAGAUUUAUUUAUUGAUGAGCUGAUAACGCGUGAGUGUUCCAUGUUGAAAGAACAAUGGGAAAGAGAGGGUGGCAUCGCCAUGCAUGGCUGCUAUCCACCGCCAUCGCUGCAAUCUCUACUACGAUCUUAUUUAACCGAUUGUCAUCAGACAGAAGUAAAUGAGAUCAAUUGCAGACAUCAGAUUACAAUUUACCUCCUGAUGGACCUAGCUAUGCUGCUGCAGCGGUCGUAUCCCGCGGUGAAACAGCUGAUCAAAUAUCCGUCCGCAUUCAUGAUGAGCCCCAGUCUCAUCAAGCUCACUCAGGCAUUCUGGCUACUCGAUCACGAAAAUUAUCAAGAAUUUCUUGAUACAAUGACCGGUCAAUUAGUUUGCGAUUCUGAUAUCAAGGAUUGGCAUCAUAGAUUCAUAUUGCGUACUUUGGUGCGUAAUAAUCAACACAAACUGGCGCUCUUGUAUCUUCGCGUGAGGAAACCACCCUUGUCUUCCAUAGAGGAACAAGGUAUGGCCAUGAGCCUUUCAGUGGAACAUGGCCUGGUACAAUCCGCUUUCCAUCGUCGACCACCCUGUCACUACGAACAAUUACUAACCAGCUUCUUUCGAGCGUGUAGAACAUACAAUAAGCUCGAUGAAGUUCUGCAUUUAGUUUUAGAUUCCGAGGAGGAGGAAGUAUUUGUCAAAUUUCUCGAAGAGAAUAAGAUGGAAGAUUUACGACUGUUGUACUAUCUACAACGAUGUCGUUACACGGAAGUAAUUGGCGGCUAUCCGAUCCGGCAGUACCAACCGAACGUGGUCAAAGAUGUGCAGUCCACGUCGUUCAUUAUGCUCAGCGCGUACGAAAUGACCUUGCCCGAUAUCACGAAACGAUUCUCUAUGAACGCGACCACAUCGAAUUCGGACGCAGAUCUAAAGACACGCUAUUCCAGACCGAUGUCACAUUGUAAAAGCCACGAUAAGUUGCGGAAUAUAUAUGAAACUGUGAUUACAAAGGCCAGAGAGACCUAUCUACGAGGAGAGAAAUCUCAGAUUCCAUUUGUCAGUGCGCCUUGCACGUCAUUGAGACUCAACAGUCACGGCGUAAACAUGAACUGUGUGUUAUUUCCAACGUUAACGCAUAAGAGUCGCGGCAAACGCACAGUUGAUCAGAUCUACGAAGAAGAUGAUGCAGAUGAUGUACCAAAUGACAUUAAACGCCGGAAACUAACAGACAAGAAUAUCUCGCCGAGCAAACGAGUUUCGGAAGAAUCAAGAUUGAUGGAGACUUUCGAGACGCCUCUGGUAAAGCGUAAACCUAAUGUCUCCAUGAACAAGGAUCGUGUUCUAGAGACACCGCAAUCAAUUUUGAAAAUUAGACAACUUGUAAGAAGCUCGACGUCUCCUACUGUAAUGUCCCAAGCAAAGGAAACUACCGAUAGAUUGUCUGAAAAAGAAAGAAAAGUUAGUAGACAAAUACGAUUUAACAUUAAUCAAUCCAAGAAAACUUUGAUGUAUGAGAAAGAGGACGAAAAAGAGGAGAGAAGACAGAAGGAAAAAGAACAAGACGAUAUUGAGACUGAUGUUCCCCUUAGUUCGAACGAAGCGAAUAAUGAUACGUUCUUCAGUCCAAACGCGAGUAACAAGCCAGAAUAUUAUGAAAGCGCGAUUUUGAGUGACAAUAGCAGUACGUCUGGUAAGAUUCAUUGCUACGCUCGUCCGCGACCCAGUCUCAGAAGAAGUGCCUUACAAUCGUCCGUAGAAGUGCCACAGGAAUUUUGCACGGGUAAAGCAAGUGGCUCGUCCGUAAACUUGUCCGCAGCGAUCUCGAGGACUUCCGAAAAGAUAAAUGAACAAUCGUUUAUCUCAAGUACACCGAGAAAUCGCAGCUCGUUAUUACCGACCUCCAUUUACUCGACCACUGUAUUAUCCUCUGACAGCAGCGUCGCCGAUAUUAGCUAUCUUACAAAGAGAUCAGGACUUACUAAUCCGCAAUGGACACCGUUCAACGAAAGAGAUGGUGACGACAAAUUUACCGUUACGUCUACUCCACUAACGAGGAUUACAGUUUCUCAGACAUCUAUUGACGACGAACGAGCCACGGAAAUAGAUGACGUGAAUAACUUGUACGAGAUAAAGGAAGAUGUUAACGUGCUAAACGAAUCUAAAAAAUCUGUGCAUCAUGUUGAACAAUUUGGUUGUGAUGGAAGUGAAACAAUUGAUUUCGCAAAACAAGAAGAUAGUUUAGAUAAGGUCGUAGAAAGCAAUAAUCGACAGAACAAAUACAAUAAUGGAAGGAUCGCGAGGGAGGCUAAUCCGAGUUUACAAAAUUACGAGUUGCCUAUACUCUUCGAAUCUGAAAAGGUCGCGGAAUCGAGUCCGAUCGUUUCGGAUGAAUCUGACGAGGAACUAUUUACAUUGCGAAACGACGAGGAUAGUGACGAGCACGAGGAGACGUUCGAGAGUUUGGAAGAUGCGCAGAUGCACUUGGAUAGUCAUCAAGUUCCUGCUUCUUGUUUGUCCCGUCAGAUUCGGAAUCCAGGAUAUAAAACGGAAGAAUGCAGUAUGACGAAAUCUAACGGUUUGCAAGAAUCGGUGCAAAUAAUGGGUGACGUUGAUUUGACUGAUGACGAAUCUGCGAAUAGCAGAGCUGUUACACCGGUAGUACCUGAUGAAAUGGAUAAUAAAAAAGAAACACAUUUGAUGUCAAUUAUUCCUUCAGAACAUAUAUUAUACGACAUGUCGAAUAUUACAGACGAUGAGUCUGAUUCCAAUGCUAGAGAAACUGAAGAGUCAAAAGCGAAAAACGGUAGAUAUUCUAAUUUACAAAGCUCCUAUGUCACGCAGAAUGUCGAAAUGGAGAAGAACAGUGAAUCCAAUGAGAAGAACCGCAAAUCAGAGCGUAGGAGCAAAAGCGUUCCAAAGGAAGGUCUCGAUGAGGCUUCAUUGUCCCGACAGCGAUCCAACAUCGAUAUCCAUGACAAAUCCGAUAAAACUUUUUCGAGCUAUGUAAAAUUGUAUAAAGUAGACGAUAGUACAAUCGAAGUAUCCGAGGAGAUGGCUAAAGAGAAGGUUGAAGACAUGACUGAGGAGAAACUGUCAGGUGAUCAAAGUUUCUCGAAAAGUAAGAAGAAUCAAACUGAGAUCACGGAUAUUUCAUCUGUACGUAUGACUAGAUCACGUAGAGCAGGUUCGGUGGUAAAAGAUAUCUCGGCACGGCAAGUAGAGCCGGAGAAAGUCACCCGUUUACGAAGAUCAAGUUCAACGAUGAAGGACUCUUUAAAUUUUUCAACAGAUCAUUCGUCGCAAAAAACAGAUUUCGAAAUAUCGUCGCGUUCGAGGAGAGCAAAUUCAGCAGCGAAGGAAAUAAGGAUGGAUUCUCCCUCGGGAAAAUUACGUGGUCGAAGAGCGAAUUCUCUUGCGAAGGACAUAUUAAUGAGCUUGGAUGAGAAUUGUGAAUCAGGAAACUCCGACGCGCAACCAUCAACGAGGAGAGGCCGCAGAUGUACGUCUGUAACGAAGGAAAUGCCGCAGCCCAAUACAAAGGAUAGCGACUCCGAAAGCGUCAAGGAUGAACUACCAGUAAGGAGAAGCACAAGACUUGCUUCUUCCGCGAGAAAAGAAUUACAGGCAGACACCCCUUCUCUGCGAGAGAGGAGUUUCACAAAGUCAGGAAGUGCGACAUCGCUUGUAAAACUGGCGAGUGACGACGAAGAAGGCGAGAACGCGAACAAGAAGUCUUUGCGACGCACGAGGAAAUCUUCGGUAUCGUCCGAUACCGAUGGUGCAACGAUAAACAGAUCAUUGAGAUCAUCCAUGAGGGAUAAGGAGUGUUCGAAAGAACCAGACAUUAAAACGACCCGAAAACGUGGCAGUUCAGUACCUAAAGAGAUGAAGACGCCUAUAGGAUCACUGCGACGUAGGUCCAGUAGUAUUAUUAAAGAAAUCAUUCCGGAGGUUGCUGAGCCCCCGGAAGAGUCAAAGAAAUCCAGGAAUUCCGCCGCGAGAGAUACAGAAGAGAUUGUCGGUAGACUAACGACAAAUGCGCGCGUUCGAAGCGCGUCGGUACUCUCUGUGCCAGAGGAAUUGGAAGAAAUUUUAAGUCCGUCAAUAAGAGAGACGAGAUCUACUAGAAAGAAGGCUGUGCAAAGUAAUGCCAGAGAGAAGAGAGCGUCCAGCGCAGAUGUGACACACACAGAUAUGAAAAGAAGGGUCAGAAAUGUUGACACAAGUAUCAUAGUGGUAUCACCGAUAGCGGAAGAGCUAGUGGAAGGAGAUGAAAAAACAGAUAUUGAAAUCGCGCAAGAUACUCCAGCGCCUAAAAGAAAAACGGCAUCAGUCACGAUGAUCAAAGAGACGAAAACGAAUACCGUGAAGUCGAGACGAGGUAGACCGCGCAAGAUCAGUGUAAGUCAAGAGUUCAGCAAUCUGUUUUCGUUCUCGUUGCCGGAGAAAACGGAUGAUGUGCCAUUGGAGAAAGACAUUGGAGAGGUCCCGAAUUAUGUGUUCUCACCGCCUCAAACCAGAUCUAAUAAAAACAUUUCUUCAAAACAACAUCGUAUAAAAAUGAGAUCGUUCAUACCGAGUCCUUAUCAAGAAGGAAAACAACGACCCGCUAUCCGGCAAUCUCACAACAUCAAAUCUGGCGUUCGUUUAGUUAAAAAUUCUUUCGGAUCGCGAUUUCGAACAAGAUUUGUUGUAUCUAAAAGAUCCAAAAAUACAACAGAUUAAAACUGGAA